UGGAUUAAAAUAUCUCAGAAACUAGAAAUCGGACCUGCAUAUUGUAAGCGAGGGAAUUUUUCAAUAUUUCAUUCUCUCUAUAAUGGGCUAUUAUUUAUAAUUUAUAUUUCAUAUUAUUAAUCUCGCCUUGUUGAUAAUUUCACUUCUUUCACGUAGUCUAAAGCACACACUUCAGUUUUUUAAUUUCCAAAAUUUAAAGAGUGUGAUUAAUAAGUAGUGGAAAAAAAUUACAGUGAUACAAAACUUAGUUAAUUUAAUGUCACAGCAUCUUGAAUGUGUUUUUAAAGUAAGAGGUAGCUCUAUUAAUUUAUUAAUAUAAGUUUUAAUAUUUAUUUGAUAUAAUAAUAAUGAAGUGUACGAAUCCUUUUGGCUCAAACUGUUCAUUGAUUAUAUUAAAUUUAAAUUUGAUUAGUUUAAAUUUUAAAUUUAUUUAUAUGACAAUAUUUUAUGCAGUUUAUAUGAUCAAAAAUAUGUUUUUUUAAAUUAAAUUUUUGAUGAUAAUAUAAUAUGAAAAUAUUAUUUUUAAUUAUCUCUCCCGAAUAUGAUAGCAAUAUAUUUUUAUUUUCUGUCUCACAACUUUUGACCCUGACCAUACCUGAUUACUAUAGCAACCAUCCAAUCAAUGAAGCUAAUUUUAGCAUAGUAAGACAUUCUAAUAAUAAUAUAUUGAAAAAUUGACAAUACAAUUAAAGAAAAUGAAUAAAAUAUCAGAUGUAUUAGAAGAGACAAAGAAUAUGGCUUCCACAAACAUAGGUAAAAGAAUUACUUUUGAAGGUAUGUAUGAAAGAACAACUUUCUUUAAUAAUUUUCAAUAAUUAUAAUAUUCAUUACUAUAAUUUAUCUAACUUUAUAAUAAUAGAAGUGAACUCUGUCUGGAAUCAAAUUGCACAACAUGUGAAGAGAUGUUUAGAACAAGAGAAAGUAAGUGUUUAAUUAAAUGAAAAACAAAAUGUAAAUAUAUACAGAAAUUUACUUUUUCAUAAAAUGAAGAAGAAAGCGACAUUAAAAUUACCUUUAUACAUAAUUACUUAAUGUUUGUUUCAGAGUAUUAUAAUCAAAGAAGUAGGAACAUUCACGUUGAAAAAAUGGAAGCUAGAUGCAGGCAUCCAGCACGAAAUUAAUUUCUUUCAACCGAUCUUUUUCUUAUCGAAAACACUCACGGAGCAAUAUGAUCUUCAUCAACGGAAAGACUAUGCUACUGACAGUGUAAUAAUAAAAAUAAAAUUAUAACAUUAUGAGAGAAUAUUAGAAGAAGAAAAAAAAAAAAAUCAAUGCAUAAAAUAACAUGAUUUCAGAUGCCAGUUACUGUAAUGAACCUAUGUAAAGUUAUGAAAACAUGUAACUACAAAAAGGAAACUGUUAUUUUAUGUUUGGAUGAAGUAGUUCAGUGUUUAAGGUAUUUGAUAGCAGAGGGAAAAGAUACAAAAUUAGAAUUUCCUGGACUGGGAGAACUGAAAGUAAUAAAUACAGUCGUGACAUUUAAAUUUUAUAAAGACAUGAAACCGGAUAAAAAAUUACCCGAAAAGCCUUGUUACAGAUAUGAAAAUACAAUGAAACCAUAUAUUAAAAAGGUUGUACACCCUUGUGCUGUUCACGACAGCGCUUAUUAAAAAAAUAUUGAAUAUUAUCAGAACAAUAUUGUAGAACUUUCAAAAUAAUCAAUGAAUAAUAUUUGUAACAAUAUUAAUAGUCAAUAAUAUUAAUGGUUCCUGGUACGAUUUAAAUGAAUUUACCUCUUCCACAAUCUUUUUUGAUGAAUUUUAUAUCUUAUUUUAUUUUCAAUUACUUCCUAUGGUUUCUUUUUACUUUCACUUACUUAUACGGAUCUGCCUCGUUCCAAAACUCCUUUACUGCUCGCUCUGUUAAUUUUUGGAAUUCCCUUACUACCAAAAUCUGACAUUCUUUAUCCCUAUCUACCUACAUUCAAAACCCUCCUAUUCCAAUAACAGUCAGAUACCAGCUAACCUUUUAUGUAAAAUUACAUAUUUUUUUUUUCAACAGAAAAACAGAUUUUACUGUUAAGAAGAAUUUACAUUUAUUUUUUUUUUUUUUUUGUAUUUUUUCUAAAAGGGUUUAUUUAUAUUUUACCAUUGUACAUAGUUUUAAGUAUCUUAGUAUGGUUUCGAGAGUUUUGUAUAUAGAUUAUUUUAUUUUAUUUUGUAUAUAUUAUGUAUAACUAAUAUAUUUUUUUUUUUUUGUUUCUUUACUGAUUUACCUUUAUCUUUACUUUUUAUGUUUGUUUUUAUCUGGCCAGAUGUAAAAUUUUAAUUUCUGUACUUUUUUGUUAUUCUGAAGGGACUUCGUCCCAGAAUAAAAUUAUUUUCUAUUCUAUUCUAUACAGGAUUUUUCAGGGUUAAGUGGCCUAACUGCAAAAAUGAACUAAGGACUUCAAAACAAGAAAAAAAUUUCCUCAGAAAUUCGUCAGCAAACGCUUUGUUUAGGAAAUAGUCACACCUUAAGAUUUGUUAUGAAUUAUUUACAUUAUAUUAAGUAAAUAAAACUUAUUUAUUUGUUCCAACCGCUUUAUUAAUGCAACGUUAACAUUAAAUACAUAUUAAAUGUUGUUUAAAGUGAUUUCCUUGAACAUUAAGACAGGCUCGGCAUCUUUCUUCAACAGCAGCAGUGGCAGAACGGCACUGGAUAUGUGUUCCUGUUUCACAAGAUUCAAUUAUCCUUCUUCAUAAAGAAUUGAAGUCAUUGACCAGACUUACAUAGACUUUUUGUUUAAUGUCAAAAACCGUAUACAAAAACCAUACCGGCAUGUUCAACAUUAGUAUAAAUGGAAGGUAUAAUGAUGAAUACUCUGCGAAAGCCUCUUACAAACUGAUAAAAGUUAUUGACAGUUCCCAAUGCUAAUUCCAAAUAGUAUUAAUCAUUAUAAAGGAAGGAGAUGGUCCGGGGUGGUGGUCAUAAAUAGGCUAAAUAGUGGUAAAACUACUUUAUUAAAAGCUGACGCUUCAUGUUUUAUGUAGUGAAAUGCAGGUUUUGAGAUGGUUUUUGGUUUCACCAAUAUAGGAGCUAUUAUAAUUAGGAGUAGAGCAAGGUAUCAGGUAAACUACGUUAGAUCGGUGUUGUAAAAGUAUGGGAUCCUUCAAGUUGGUGAAAAGGAAAGAAAGUUUGUUAAGGGACUUAAGGCCAAGACGUACGUAAGUUGGUUAGUCGAUUUAAGGAAUUUUUGUAUAUUAUCUGAGAGAAUAGGAAUAUUGUAUGAUCUCUCUUUAAUUUUAUUUUAAAUUUAUAUUUACACUCUACAUCAAUGUAUGAUCAUACUUUUUUCACUUUGUAUUCAUGUUACUUAUUAACCACGUCUCAAUAUUAUCUAAUAUUCAAAUGUAAUUUUCUUACAUAUGUACAACCUAAUAUAAUUAUUAAUUUUUUCCUCUCUAUACUUAUAAGUUAGUUCUGCAAUGUAUGUAUUUAAAUGAAGUUAUUUCUAUAUUUAUAUUUUACUUCUGCCAAUUUUGUGUUUAUUCACAUUGUACUCUUAUCUAUAAUCUCUCAAUUCUAUUUAAUAUGUAUAUGUAUAUAUUUAUAAUUACUGUUUCAUGGAUAUAGUAUUUUUCCAUUGUAUCUAUCCAUAUUUUCAAAUUUUAGAUACUGUAAUUUUCUUGGUUUUUCCCCAUUACCCAAACAAGUCAGCAUCCCCCUAUAUCUGCCCUUACCCCUGGUUUUCCAGUUCUAAGUGAAACUCCUAGCUGAACACACCUGUAAGUCUCUAAUUUUAUUCUUCCAUUUUAUUUAAUUUUUGGUUUCCUUUUCUUUCGCCACAUUCCUUUAUGUCUAUUAUUUCAUAUUACAUCCUUUUUCCUUUUCUUUCAAUCUCUCGUGUAGAUCUGUAGAAGCAUAUUCACAUUUGCAUUUAUUAUAUAUUACACUGCAACAAUUGUUAACAUCUAUUUACUUUAGUUUAAGAUCUUGUUACUUAGCUUACUCUGUUCAUAUUUUAAUGUACUUACUGGUUAUAAUUUCAAUAAGCUUAUUAACAUUGUUUAUAAUUUUUGUCUAAAUAUUAUGUAACUGCCAAAAUUCUCUAUCUUUUCGUAUCUUGUCCGUUCUAGCCCUGAAGAGGACCUGCAAAGUCAGGUCGAAACGUCGGCUUUAAUAAAAUAGUUUUACCACUAUUUCGUCUAUUAAUGACCACCCCCCCGGACCAUCUCCUUCUUUUAUAAUGCAACGGUCAACUAUUAAAUAUUCAAUAUUAAUCCUUAGGUUGCCAAUAGUUUUUAUACAGU
Molecule: messenger RNA, 4232 nt
Organism: Nezara viridula (southern green stink bug)
Lineage: Eukaryota; Metazoa; Arthropoda; Insecta; Hemiptera; Pentatomidae
Source: the annotation of a GenBank genome assembly